This is a messenger RNA of Trichoplax adhaerens, 2568 nucleotides long. RefSeq lists its product as uncharacterized. The coding region runs from base 1 to 2568 and encodes 855 amino acids. NCBI's taxonomy places the organism in Eukaryota, Metazoa, Placozoa, Uniplacotomia, Trichoplacea, Trichoplacidae. The record is from RefSeq and is a predicted model, not a curated record. Gene Ontology annotation, biological process: protein export from nucleus; protein import into nucleus. Gene Ontology annotation, cellular component: cytosol; nuclear envelope. Gene Ontology annotation, molecular function: nuclear export signal receptor activity; small GTPase binding. The transcript is spliced from 25 exons.
AUGGAAGUCAACGAUGAGACAUUACGUCGAUUAGCGCAAUGCCUUCGCCAGACAUUGGAUCCCUCUGCGUCUGUGAGAAGACCAGAAUCCAAUGCUGGAUAUUCGCUGUUACUGCUACGCUUGGUGGAUAACAAUCAGUUAGAAAUGGAAGUUCGAAUUGCUGCUACCAUUGCAUUCAAGAACUUUAUUAAGAAAAAUUGGCGAAUUAUCGAAGAUGAACCAUCAAAGAUUAAUGACAACGAUAGACAGACAGUUAAAAGUCUAAUCGUAAAUCUGAUGCUAAGUUCACCCGAGAUGAUACAACGCCAGCUCAGUGAUACCAUUAGUAUCAUCGGCAGAGAGGAUUUUCCUGGUAACUGGCUUGGUUUGAUGCCGGAAAUAUUGGAAAAGAUUAAAAGCAAUAAUCUGAAUGUUAUCAAUGGAAUUUUACGGACAGCUCACUCAUUAUUCAAGCGAUAUCGACACGAAUUUAAGUCUAAUGAGCUCUUUGCUGAGAUAAAAUACGUAUUGGAUUCCUUCGCUGAGCCAUUAACAGUAUUAUUUCAGGCAAGUAUGGAGACCGUCAGAGGUAACGUGGAUGACCCAACUAUUCUGCAGCCCGUGUUCGAAUCAUUAACACUUAUGUGCAAAAUAUUUUAUAGUUUAAAUUAUCAGGAUAUACCGGAGUUUUUCGAAGACAAUAUGAAAACAUGGAUGGAUAGUUUUCUGUUUUUGCUGACGACCAGUUUUCCAAAAUUACAGACAAAAUCCGACGACAUUGCCGGACCUAUUGAAAUCGUUCGAUCUCAAAUUUGUGAUUCAGUUACUUUGUAUGCCCAAAAAUAUGAUGAAGAGUUUCAGAGCUAUUUACCGGCUUUUGUUACUGCCGUGUGGACACUACUUACCAACACUGGAAUGUUGGCGAAGUAUGAUUUGCUUGUCAGUAAUGCUAUCCAAUUCCUAACAAGUGUAUGCGAAAGAGAAAACUAUAAAGGACUAUUUCACGAAGAAUCACAUGGCAGUACUGCAGUUAAUGAACUAGUUAAUAUAGUUGACUUUUUUACAAGUCAAGUAAUGCCCGAAUUGGCAUCGACAGAUGAGUCCAAAAGUGUAUUGAAAGCCGAUUCCAUCAAAUUUAUUAUAACUUUUAGAGGCAUGUUGCCUCCUAAGUAUGUGAUCGAUUGUAUACCGAUUCUGGUAACUCACCUACUAAAUGAAAGCAUUGUCGUUCAUUCGUACGCGGCAUUUUGCAUCGAGAGAAUUUUUAUGAUUAAGAAUGCUAGCGGUGGAGACUUGAUUACAGUAAAUGAUGUACAAUCAAUCCUGCAGCAGUUAAUUACCAAUCUUUUUGGUACUUUAAGUAUAAGUGGGUCUGAGGAGAAUGAUUAUGUCAUGAAAGCGAUCAUGCGCGCCAUUUCAUUAGCGAAAGCUUCUAUCAUUCCACUAGUUCCAAGAAUUUUACCAUUGCUAACAGAGAAGCUACGAGUUGUUAGUAAGAAUCCACGACGACCACAAUUUAAUCAUUAUCUUUUUGAGACUAUCUGCUGUAUUAUUAGGUUGGUGUAUACAUGUAAAGAACAGAUCGACACUAUAGGAUCUUUUGAGGGUUCACUCUUACCAGUUUUCCAAGAAAUUUUACAGCAAGAUGUUUUGGAGUUUUUGCCGUACGUCUUUCAAGUGUUAUCUCUGCUUCUGGAGCUUAGGCAACCCCCUACUCCAGAUAUGUACUUGGGCUUAUUUAGCUGUUUAUUAAAUCCAGUGUUGUGGGAACGUCAAGGAAAUAUACCUGCUUUAGUGCGACUUUUACAAGCAUAUGUUAUGAAAUCUCCGGCAAAAAUUGCCACUGCUGAAAAUUCUCUAAAUGGUGUGCUUGGAGUCUUCCAGAAAUUAAUUGCCUCGAAAUCUAAUGACCAUCAUGGAUUUUACUUGUUGCAAAGCAUUUUAGAAUUUAUGCCUAAAGAUGUUGUUGAUAGAUAUAUGCAUCAAGUUUAUCUACUGUUAUUUCAGCGCUUGCAAAAAUCCAAGACUACAAAAUUUGUUAAAGGUUUUAUAGUAUUUUGCUGUUUAUGUCUCACAAAAGGCGUUGAUAGUCUGAUUGAAUUGGUCGAUUCCAUCCAGCCGAAGCUUUUUGGAAUGGUUAUAGAGAGAUUAUUCCUAUUAGAUCUUCAAAAAGUUGAUGGUGUAAUUGAACGUAAAAUAUGUGCUGUUGGAAUAUCUAAAUUACUUACGGAAUCUUCCAAGACUCUAUCGGAAGAUCAAUACCUUUCGUAUUGGCCUAAUCUUCUGCAAGCCUUAAUCAACUUCUUUGAAAUCCCAAGUGAUGAUACAUUGCCAGAUGAUGAACACUUCAUUGACGUAGAAGAUACUCCCGGUUAUCAGGUUGCAUUCUCUCAACUGAUCUUCGCUGGUAAGAACGACUACAAUCCAGUUUCCGAUAUCGGUAAUCCGAAGCAGUUUUUAGCUAUUGCUCUUAGUAGAUUAUCGAAUAAUCACCCAGGAAAGAUUAUCCAAUUAAUUAAUCAAAUGAAUGCAGAGGCUCAAAAAUUUCUUAAUAACUAUCUUCAAGCGUCUGGCGUAACAAUAAGCUAA